AUGGAAUUUCAAAGAGUUGAUGACGAAUCGGAAAUGGAAGACCAGACUGAAGCGAGCGAGCUGGGUCCCGUUCAACCUCCGGCAGCCGAAGCCAAGCGCUCGCUGCGCCAUGCUAACGUCUACGAUGCCGUCGCAGGUCGGAUCACUUUUGAGAGCAAAUCGGAUGCCGCCGUCAAGGACGGGAAGAGGCCCGACACCAAUGCCAAACCGCCCAAGCUGAGCAGACAUCCCGUCAACGCUUCUGCCCUGGCCCCCGAGGAGGUGCUGUUUCGCCGCAAGGCCGCACCUGAGCGCUUUGCCGAGUUCGAUCUCUACAUGGCGCACGAGCGGAACCUGUUGGCUGACAGCCCUGCAACGCUGCCAGACUCUGACCUCCUCAAGUCCAUCCACUCAUACACCAGCCACUUCUACUCUGCCCUGGGCGGUGCCGAGCGCAAUCCCUCGUACCAAGUCGGCCGCCGAAACAUUGAUGAGAGAAGCAUGGACGAGUCGGCUCUGCUGGCCUUUGGCAUUCUGCUUGAGGAAGCCGGCAGAGAUGUAUUGGGAAACAAAGGAGACAUGGUCUUCACUGAAGGCCUGGAAAUCUCCUCAAACGCCAACCCAUCUUCGGACUCACGCACUACCGCCGACCCCCCGAGUCAACCUCUGGCCGCUCACUCGAGCCCCCAUCAGUCGUCUGUUGACUUCAUCGACCAUGGCUCAUGGAAAAGGGCUCCCAAACGCCGAAAAUUUACGACCGAUCUCGACGACUUCUAG
Molecule: messenger RNA, 756 nt
Organism: Colletotrichum higginsianum IMI 349063
Lineage: Eukaryota; Fungi; Ascomycota; Sordariomycetes; Glomerellales; Glomerellaceae
Product: Membrane protein
Exons: 2
Coding region: 1-756 (251 amino acids)
Biological process (GO): nucleolar large rRNA transcription by RNA polymerase I
Cellular component (GO): RNA polymerase I upstream activating factor complex
Molecular function (GO): RNA polymerase I cis-regulatory region sequence-specific DNA binding
Source: RefSeq, a predicted model, not a curated record